Molecule: messenger RNA, 10389 nt
Organism: Chara braunii
Lineage: Eukaryota; Viridiplantae; Streptophyta; Charophyceae; Charales; Characeae
Source: the annotation of a GenBank genome assembly
ACACUGACCUGAUACAGCAAAAUGUGGGCGGCAGAUGCUGAAGAGCAGCAGCUUGGGAGUUGACGGAAUUGGUUCUCUGGACGCAUGGGAAGCAUUUACAAGAAACAGAAUCAGAAGGCUGGGGAAUUUACGUUCUAUCUCGUCUUCCUUGGGCCAGGAAGGCUGGUGUGGCCAUUUGGGGGAAGAGUAGAGAGAAUCCUGUCAUAGCGUGUGAAGAAAACAAUGAAAAGUAUAUUUGCAUUUGAAAGCGGUAAAUCAGUCCUUAGUAGGCACUUGCUGCCGACUCUACGUGGUUGUCAGGAUAUGCUAGGAGCAUAGAGAUAGAACAGAACUUAGCUAUUGUUUCGCUUAGGCACGGUUUUUGUUUGUACUCUUCCAGCUGGAGACUUUCCUACAGGUUUGAGCGAGGCGUGACUGUAUAAGGGCUUGUUUUGGGCGGCGGGCGAAUGUGGUGACAGUGGUAGGAUGUAGCUGCACAACAGUUUGCGAGCUGUCUCGUCCUGUCAGGGCCCCUUGGUCAGGCUUGUUGUUAUGUAUGCAUUGCUCUGGGGAGAGCCCAUCCAUGGGAGUAUGGAUGAAGUGGGCAAUUGCCAUACUGAGGCAGUGAGGGAGGGUCUGUAAGGAAGGGAUUGCUUCCAGGUAAUGUCCAUGGGUUAGGGUUGUGAGCAUCGGGUGAAAUGGCGGGGUAGGAGAAGAGCUUAGAAAUGACGCAGUGACAUGUGCUGAACUGGUUGUAGGGGGGGAACCACCUCUCCUUUCCUGAUGUGGGAAGCACCUCCUCAGUGGCUGUAGGGUGUGGGCAAUUGCCAUAGUGAUGCAGUGAGGCAGGGUGUGUAAGGGGGGGAUUGCUUCCAGGGAAUGUCCAUAGGUCAGGGUUGUGAGCAUGGGGUGAAACUGUUUGGUAGAAGAAGAGCUUAGGAAUGACGGAGUGACGUGUGCGGAACUGGUUGCAGGGGGACUAACCACCUCUCCUCCCUUCGAGUCGCGGGGAGCACCUCAGUGGCUGAAGGGUUGGAUUCCCCCUCUGGCAGAGCACAUUGUAUUGCAUUUUGCAUAAUCAGGGCAUUGCAUCAUCUUUGUAAGUUCUGUGUAUUCCUUUUUUCUCGUAGCUGUAUCUUUUUUUUUUCUCUAUCUGGAGCAAGAAGCGUGUCCCUAUCUGCGGAGGCCGCCGGAGUGUGGUGUGUAGGUUGAGCAGAGCCUCAUAGGUGGAUGUCUUCCUUUGCUGGGGGAGCAGGCUGGUGUCAAGGUAAGCCGCUAGCAGGUGUUUCUGUAAUUUCGUGGUAUGUCAUCUUUUGUUCUUGGUGUGGUUGGGCCCGUUGAAUGCUUUGUUGGAUCUUCUGUUACAUGGUCGCUGAGAAGAAGGAAGAGGAAAAGGAGCUGGGGCAGGCGGCACGAUGGUGUCGUUUGCGCCUUCGCUUGCUAGCCAUAUUGGCAAUUUGAUUGCCAACCUGAGCAAGAAGAACUUGAAAGCAGUUCUUGUGGAGUCGAACCAACUCGCAGACUUGUAUGGCCCCGAUGGAAGUCUUAUUCUCCUUCGCGUCUGCUUGGAGCAGAAGCUGGAUCCUGAUGGGAAGACACAGAAUCAGCAACCUAAGAUACACUUGCUGCUGUCAGUCUUUGAGAAACUUGUGGCGCAGCCGAACUUUGCCUCUCUGAUUUGUCAGGCUGUGGCAUUGAUCCCCAAAGUUGUUGCGGAAGACUUCCUCUCAGAUCUGACCAAGACAGUCAAGCUUCCACUUCACCAGCAGUUGGCACUAGGACUCGCACUCACUGAGGCGGAGAGCAGUAACUGGAGCCUUGAAGGGGAGAGGUUCCUUCUCGAGAAGUUGUCCGAGGUGUGUGAGAACCCCGGUGCGGCUGGGCCCCUACCCGAGUCCCUCUUGACGAGGUUGCUGCUUCUCGUUCAGAACAAUGAGCGGUUCUCACGACUGGUUGGGCCGUUUCGGGAGGCCACAGCCGAGCUUCGCUCUCAGCCGGAGGUACCUCUUGUGCAGAAACCGUUGCUGAUGGAUGACGUACAUGAUGUGGACUGCCUGAGGGAUUUCUUUGCUGAAUCAGCUUCAACCGUUUCGGGUUUUGCAGAUAUGGCUGCCGAGCUAAAGUCAUCGGGACAUGUAGCCGAUGUCAUGGAGGAGCUUGGGUAUAGGUGCUCGGUAUCUGCAGAGCACUGCAAGGAGGUGCUGGCCCUCUUUCCUACCCUGAACGAGGAGGAGAUUGCUCGCGUUAUAGGGAUGAUGGUGCGGUCCCAUGGGGGGGAGGCGGAUCCACUAGGGGUCGUUCAUCACACAUUCACCACAGCCUUGUUUACAGCCCAAGUCAGCAGUAGUGGCAGCAGUGUUGCAGGAGGUGGAAGCACUGCAUCGGACUCCUCGCCAGCGCUGACAAGCUGGAAUAUUGAUGCUGUCGUGGAGGCCAUAAAGCAGACGGUUUCAACCUUCAGCUCGGCGAAAGUUGCAGAGGGGUUUGAUCACGAGGGAUUCUUGGUGUCCGAUCAGAAAGCAUUUGUGCUGUUGAUGACCAUUUACACGAGACUAUGCGCAGAUCCAUUUCCUGUCAUGGCAGUCUGUGGCAGGGUAUGGCAGAAUGCUGAAGGUCAGAUAUCAUUCCUGCGGCAUGCGGUUACAGCAGGGCUAGAGCUGUUCUCAUUUGCCGACUCUCCUCGGAAACAACCGCCAGUGGAAGGCUUGCACGGACACAAGUCACCAUAUGGCACACCGAAUCAUGCAUGGCUGUCUCUCGACCUUUUGGAAAUGCUCUGCCUCUUGGCAGAGGCAGGCCACCUGUCCAACGUUCGCCCGCUGCUGGAAUAUCCACAGAAACAUUGUGCCGAAGUACUGCUCCUCGGAGUGGCACAGGUCAAGACACCAUGGAACCUUCUUCAGGCGGAGGUCAUCUCAUCUUUGAUGCCAAUUUAUCUGGCAAACCACCCAAAUUCGAGCACGGUUAUGCAUCUCCUGUGGCCUCUCAACAAAACAGUUGUCAUAAGUUCAAUGGUGGAGGCGCAUUCCAAGGAUCCGAGCAUGAUUGCACGGAUUCUUGACGUUUGCCAAGAUUUGAAGGAGCUGCGAACGGUGCUAGAGAGGACGCCCUUCUCUUUUGCGAUUGAUUUGGCGGCUCUCGCUUCAAGGAGGGAGUUUUUGAACCUGGAGAAAUGGCUUCAGGAUGGGAUAACGACCCAUCGCAAUUCUCUGUAUCAGGCGGUGUUGAGGUUCCUGCGGGACAAGGUGGUCAGCGAUGCUCACCAAGAUGGUCAGCCGGUGGCCGGGCAAGCAGUUCAGCGUACAGGACCGAUUAUCAACCUCUCUCUCGAAACGAUGGCGAUCUUUUUCAAGCUGCUACGAGCAAGCAGUCAGCAUGUCUCAACGGAAUUGGCUGAUGAAGCAACGCAAAUGUAUGCCUUGGCAGUGAAAAUGCAUCCGAAACUGGGCAUGGUGGGAUCUGAGCAGGCUACACCAGAAAUGUUUGCAACUGACAUUGAAGAGGAAGCCAACUCCUACUUCCAGAAGGUGUACAAUGGUCAGAUGAAAAUAACCGAGGUUGUGGAGAUGUUAAAGAGCUUCAGCAAGUCGAACAACCAGAGGGAGGAGGAGAUCUUUGCGUGCAUGAUACAGUGCCUCUUUGACGAGUACCGCUUCUUCCCCAGUUACCCGGAAAACUAUCUUCACACGACUGCAGUUUUGUUUGGCUCACUCAUUUCCAACCAGCUUGUGUCUGCGAUAACCUUGGGGAUAGCGCUGCGUUGCGUUCUCGAUGCUCUGCGAAAAUCUCCGGACUCGAAGAUGUCAGCGUUUGGCUUGAUUGCUUUGCAGCAGUUCAUGGAUCGCCUUCGUGAGUGGCCACAGUACUGCAACCAGAUCUUACAGAUCCCACACAUGCAUGAAAAGCACCGGGAUAUUGUGGAGUACAUCAAAACCAUCAGGAACUGUGCUCCUGCAACCCAGGCUGAUCUGACUUCGAGUGCCGCAGUCCCGCUUCCCGAGUCCAUGAACGGGCAGCUUGCCGGUCUCCAGGCUCUUCCAAAACCUGCAGUUCAAUGGCAAUUGUCGAUUGCUGACGAUAGCGUUCAAAAGCUAGCAGGACUGUCGUUGGCGACGCUUGCAAAGCCGGGAUCGCCAAUCACGGGCACACAACAGCAGCCACAGCCAACUUCUUCCUUGCAGCCAACACAGCAACAGCAGCAGCAGCAGCAGCAGCAGCAGCAGCAGCAGCAGCAGCCACAGACUUCCCAUCAGCAGCCACAAGGUGCUGCGCCGGACACUGCACCAGUAGAGAUGUUGGCUUCGAUAGGUGCGGGCAGGCAGGUGAUAGUUCCGGUAAGGAGCGGAGGUGGCCAAGAUCAUGUCCAUAGGCUAACAGCAAAUGGACAGCCAACAGGAGCAGCAGGGGUGAUGCGGAGCUCGUUGAAGACUCCAGGCUUUGGACAUGCGUUGAAUAUAGAGACCCUCGUUGCCGCUGCUGAGCGCCGGGAAGGACCGCCUAUCGAGGUUCCCUCUCAGGAGGUCCAAGAUAAGGUUGCAUUCAUCAUCAACAACAUCUCAUUGGCGAAUAUUGAUGGCAAGUCCAAGGAGCUUAUGGACAUCUUGAAGGAGCAGUAUUACCCUUGGUUUGCCCAGUACAUGGUGAUGAAAAGGGCAAGUAUCGAGCCCAACUUUCACGAGCUGUACAUGAAGUUCAUGGACAAAAUUAACUCGAAAAACCUUCAGAAGGAGAUAGUCAAGGCGGCUUACGAAAACUGCAAGGUUCUGCUCAGAUCGGAGCUGAUUAAGUCGAGCUCAGAGGAGAGAUCGCUGCUGAAGAACCUCGGCAGCUGGCUUGGCAGACUGACCAUCGGUCGAAACAAGUCGCUGUUGGCACGUGAGAUUGAUCCCAAGUCCCUCCUUAUUGAGGCCUACGAAAAGGGUUCGAUGAUUGCUGUUGUUCCGUUUACAUCGAAAAUCCUGGAGCCAUGCCAGGCGAGCAUCGCUUACCAGCCUCCAAAUCCGUGGACGAUGGGGAUCUUGAACCUUCUUGCCGAGAUAGCUCACCUGCCGAAUCUGAAGAUGAACAUCAAGUUCGAUAUCGAGGUGCUUUUCAAAAACCUUUCUGUGGACAUGAAGGACUUGAAGCCCACACAGCUCUUGAAGGGGCGUCCUCGGGAAAUGGAAAACAACCCCGACUUCUCAAACAAGGAUGCAGGAAUUGCUCACGCAGCAUCGCUGCCCGAACCCACCCCAUCAGCAGCAGCAGUCUCAAUUGGCCACCAGAUCCAGUAUGGUGCGGGAGCAGAUGGUUCUGCUGCUGGAGGCGGACUUCGAUCCAUGGCCACACAUCAGCCAGCUCCUGGCGGGGCACCUUUGCAAGCACCCUCUAUGGCUGCUGCCCAUGUCUUGCCGAUGCAGACAGCCGGAGAAGUGGAAGAGAAGGCUGGUGUUGUGGGGGCAGAGCGUGUGACUUUGGCUAAUCAAGGCAUGGUUCAAAACGCUAAUGUCGCGCAAUCGGCAUACAACAUGCAACAACAACUGCAGGUACAGAUGGCUGUGCCGAACAAUCUUGCAUCGAUGGUUGUGCAUAACUCGAAGCUGGCAGGGCUUAGUCAGCUUCAUAGUCAGCUUCAACUGCCAAGGAUUGUGCCGCAGGCAAUGGACCGUGCAAUCAGAGAGAUCAUAUCACCUGCAGUGGAGAGGAGCGUCACUAUUGCAUGCAUGACGACCAGGGAACUGGUGAUGAAGGAUUAUGCUCUGGAGGCGGAGGAAGGACGUAUACACCGGGCAGCAAAUUUGAUGGUGGCGAGUUUGGCUGGCAGCCUGGCUCAUGUGACUUGCAAGGAGCCGCUGAGGAACGCGAUGAAUCUAAAUCUGGGCACCCUGCUCCAGGGAAGCCUGUCUGGAGAGAUACUAGAGCAGGCAGUUCAGCUGAUAACCAACGAGUAUCUGGAUCUUGGAUGCGCUGUGAUUGAGAAAGCAGCAACUGAGAAGGCGCUGAGGGAUUUGGAAGAGAACCUGGGAGCUGCUCUCAUUCGCCGGAGGCAGCAGCGCGAUGCGCUUGGUGCAGCUUACUACGAGUCCCUGUACUCGAAUCUCGCUAGACUGCCGGAGGCUCUGAGGCCAAAGCUUGGAUGCUUGUCGCCGGCACAGCACCGUGUCUACGAGGACUUUGGGAGACUUCACUGGCAAGCUGGGCAGUCACCGAGCACGCCUCAGCAGAUGUCACCACCUAAUAUGCAACAGCCUGGUGGUGCUCCUCCUGCAACCGCAGCCAAUGCAGGACCUGCCCCUGGAGGGCGGAUGCCUCUGCAGCCGUACAGCCUGAACCAGAUGGUCCAGCAGAGUUUGCCUGGGUUUAAUGGGCCUGUGCAGAUGGGGGUUGCCACCGUGCAAGGUGUAGGAGGUGUGAAUCUGGCGUCAAUGCCGAUCGGGACUCUUGGCAUGCAGCCUAUGAGUGCAGGAAUGUUUGAGGAUAUCGGGCGUGCCACUCCCCCUCCGCAUAUGAGGGCAUCACCAAACUUCCCUCUGGCAGCCGCUGCGGGCAUGCAGCAAGAGCAAAACACUCGGAGCUUAUCUGACAUGGGGUUUGGACUGGGCUUUCAUACAGGAGCGACGGGCCCGACUGUGAUGAUGGAUUCUGCUGCGGAAAUUCCUGCCCAAGCGAAAGCUCUGUCUAUGGGGCCCUCUAAUGCAUCCCCGCUUGAUCAGGCAGGGGCAGGGUCUGUGGAGCCAAUUCUGAGUAUCAGCGAGGCCAUGGAGAAGUACCAUCUUGUCUCUCUUAAAAUAGACAUGCUGGUGGGCAAGGUCUCACAACAGGUUUAUGCGGCUCUUCCAGCGGAUCACGAGAUAAGAGCCCUGGUGGCCGACGUUCCGGAAAUCGUAACGCAGUGCAUUAGCAGAGAUGAAGCUGCUAUUGCAAUCGCCCAGAUGGAGUUCAAGCGGCUUUAUGAGGAUGGUGGCACCCAGUUUCACCAGUUCCACCUGUCUGUCCAUCUUGUUAUUCUGGAGGGAAUAAGGACGGUCUGCAAGCGUGUGGUGAAAGAGAUCACGAGCUGGGUAAUCUAUUCGGACGAAGAGAGGAAGUUGAAUCUGGAGGUAACGGUUGGGCUUAUUCGUUCGGGUUUGAUCAGUCUCUCGGAGUAUAACCUGCAUUUGGUGAAGCUGGUGGAUGGGGGACGGAAUGCCAAUGCCACAGAUUUCGCAAUCCAUCUAGUGAAGACGUGCAUCGUCCAGGAGCCAAUCGUGAAUGUGACAGAGCUUUUUAAUGUUAUAGAUGCGCUUUCAAAGAUCGCACAGCGCCCAAACUCGAACGAAUCGCUGCAGCAGCUUGUCGACCUUGCAAGGAACUCGGCAACGUCGGAUGGAGGGCAGUACGGCGCUGUUGGAGCAAAGGAGGAUAAAGGGCGAAUGAAGGCCGAGAAGAAGUCUGGUUCAGGCAGGGCUGCUGUUGUGAAAGAGGAAGGGAAGGGUGGGAACCAGGAAGGUGCAGCCGGUGACCCUGUUGGGCUGCGCGAAAAGGUUGGCGCCCUCUUUGAGGACUGGGCGCAGAUUUGCGACUCCCCGGUCGGUGGGGAGAAGGCUUAUGCACUGUACAUAUCGCGGCUUCAGCUCUCCGGGCUGCUCAAGGGAGAUGACAUAUCCGACCGCUUUUUCCGUCUCCUCACGGAGCUGGCGGUUGCCCACUCUCUCAGCACUGCCGAUAACUCUGGCGGCUCCCAAGGGACCUUGGUCUUCACAGCAAUCGACAUGUACUCGAAGCUUGUGGUGCUCCUCGUGAAGUUCUACGUUGAUCCUUCGGGGAACAAUGCAAUGUCUAAGGUCAAUCUCCUGAAUCGUGUUCUCGGUGUGAUGCUCAAGGUGAUCUUAAGAGAUGCGGAUGAGAAGAAAAUGUCCUUCAAUCCGCGGCCAUACUUCCGGCUGUUUGUGAAUUGGUUCAUGGACUUCAACCAGCCAGACCCGAACAAUCUGGACUCUAACAAUUUCCUUGUUCUGACAGCCUUCGGGUCAGCGCUGUACGGACUUCAGCCGUUGCGGGUGCCCGGUUUCAGCUUUGCGUGGUUGGAACUCGUGAGCCAUCGGAUGCUCAUGUCAAAGCUUUUGCAAGCGAAUCAACAGAAGGGUUGGCCGUUGUUUCAGAAGCUGCUGGUUGCCCUUUUCAAAUUCAUGGAGCCCUACCUGAGAAACGCUGAUCUGAGCGAGCCGGUUCGACUUCUUUACAAGGGUACCCUUCGAGUGUUGCUUGUGCUUCUCCACGAUUUCCCCGAGUUCCUGUGCGACAAUCACUUCAGCUUUUGUGAUGUCAUUCCUCCCAGCUGCAUUCAGAUGCGGAAUCUCAUUUUGAGCGCAUUCCCUCGCAAUAUGCGCCUGCCUGAUCCGUUUACGCCGAACCUGAAGGUCGACCUCCUUCCCGAGAUCAGCCAGUCUCCGAGAAUCCUGUCAGAGGUCGAUCUGGCCUUGCGAAUGAAGCAGAUGAAAAGCGACGUAGACGAGUACUUGAAGACAAGGGAGCCACCGACUUUCCUCUCGGAUCUCAAGCAACGCUUGUUGCUGUCGCCUCAGGAGGCUCUGCAGUGCGGGACUAGGUACAACGUUCCUCUGGUCAACUCCUUGGUUCUGUAUGUUGGAAUGCAGGCAAUACAGCAAUUACAGAGUAAAACGUCGCCCCAGCAGAUGGCCGCACCGACCCCGUCGAUCACGCAGAGCGCGCCGACUGAUAUCUUCCAGAAACUCAUCACAGACCUUGAUACCGAUGGCCGUUACCUGUUUCUCAAUGCUAUCGCCAAUCAACUGAGGUAUCCGAACAAUCACACACAUUACUUCUCCUGCGUUCUCCUCUACCUUUUCGCGGAUGCCAACCAGGAGAUCAUCCAGGAGCAAAUAACCCGUGUGCUGUUGGAGCGCCUCAUCGUCAACCGUCCACACCCGUGGGGCCUUCUCAUAACGUUCAUCGAGCUUAUCAAGAACCCCCGAUAUAAUUUCUGGAGCCAUGGGUUUACCCGCUGCGCACCGGAGAUCGAGAAGCUGUUCGAGUCCGUGGCACGGUCGUGUAUGGCGCCGCCUGUGAAACCCCCAGACGAUGAACGCAUGGCGAGUUUGACAGCGGAGCAGCUGCGAGCCUGAGAGGAGUUCUGCGGCGCCCUUCUGUCCGUGCAACCGUGCAGGCUACGGUAACGAAGGGGCUUUGGUAGCUUUGCGGCGAAGCAGCCGACAGCCGGCGAGGACUUCCAGCGCCGUUCUGUCCGUGCCACCAUGCAGGCUACGGUCACGAAGGUAUCGCGUUUGUUUCGUCAGUCGCUUGUAGAUUUGUUUUAGGCUUAUCAGGGUGGUGUUUUGACAUCAGUGAGACAACUCUCGACACUUUCCGGUGCGAGGAUUCUUAUCUUUUUUCCUAUAUUCACUGUCGUUGAAUGUGUAGCAAACAUUGCACCUUCGUGUUCAUUUGCUGCUUGUUCAUAUCUUCUGGUGGACAAUGGAGUGUGUCAUCCCCUAUGCGAUGAUCUGGCCAAGGUCGGCCGCUUGGAAAAGUCUUCUUUAUCGCUUUCCUCCUUGCCGAGGCUCUCAAACUGAAGUCUCUUCGUCGGCAAUGCGAGGUAGGCAAGCAUUGUGAAUGGGUAUUGUGAAUUGCCGAGCGGCGGGGAAAGCUCUUCUUCCUUGCCUGCCUUGCCUUCUCCCCUUGCGCUCAUUUGCGGAAGAAGUUCGUGCUCAGACUUGGUUCUGCGAGGGAGGUAAGCGCUGUGCACGAGCGUCGUGCAUCUCAAGCCGUGUUCGCACUUGCGCUGCCACCAUAAGGAUCGGCUUUCCAUGGUCCAUGUCUUGGAACUCGUAUUGGUCUAGGAGCUACCUGCUCCCCAUUUCUCCCUCCACCCCCAAAUGGACCCCCCCCCCCUGUGAUAAGCAGAGGCCCAUUCACAAUGUGGAGAGGAUUUUGGAUUUUUUCUAAGUUGUCGACUUCCGUCUUGAAAGGCGAGAGAAGGAAAACCAUGGUUGAUUGGAUUCGAGCUUCUACCGUCAAUAGUUCCAAAGUGGCUCUGUUUCCCAUUGGCUUUGUCUAAAACUACCUGAAAGGACGACGCUCUCGUUAAAGUGGCCGUUCUCUAUUGCAAGCUUGUAUCAAAGCAAAGCAGGUCUGUAGACUCUGUAGCAGUCUGUACCAUAGUUGUUGUUUUUUUUUUUUUUUUUUUUGUAACCGUCUAUGAAACUGGAUUUGCACUGUAGUUUUUUGUUUUUGCUUUGUUUUGUGAACAUGCUGCAUUCAUGCAUCUUUUAGGUGUUUCGAUGGCGGUAUGUGCGCCUGUACUGCGCUGCGUGUGUUUAUUGAAAAUUGGAAGUUUGGACUUGGCAUCCUGUAUGAGCCUUUACAGACAGUCUUCUGCCAAAGAGAGAGAAUGCGGUUAUUAUCGUUGUGUAUCUAGAGUCUAAGACUCAU